AAUUCGUGGAGUCUAAAACUGACAAGUGGAUACCGGUUUAUAAUCCCGCAACCAAUGAACUGGUCACUCUUGUACCAGAAACCACUCCUCAUGAAUUGAAAGAGGCGGUCGAUACGGGAGUCGAGGCGUUUAAAGAAUGGCGUAAAACUUCAAUUCUCACGCGACAGCGAGUUUUAUUGGAUCUUCAAUCCUUGAUUCGAGAGAACAUCAAUGAAAUUGCAAAAUCCAUUACAAGAGAACAAGGAAAAACGUUUCCUGACGCCAAGGGGGACGUUUUUAGAGGAUUGCAGGUUGUUGAAAAUGCUUGUGGUAUCACUAAUUUAUACAUGGGCGAGAAAUUGGCUGUUUCCACUGAUAUGGAUACAUACACUAUUCGAGAGCCGCUGGGUGUUACUGCUGGGAUCUGUCCUUUUAACUUUCCUGCGAUGAUUCCUCUGUGGAUGUUUCCCUUAUCCAUUGCUGCUGGUAACACAAUGAUAAUAAAACCUUCCGAAAAAGAUCCUGGAGCUGCCAUGAUUCUUGCUCGACUGGCCAACGAAGCCGGAAUUCCACCUGGUGUUCUCAACAUCGUUCAUGGAUCAGUUGACACCGUUAACUUUAUAUGCGAUAAUGAACACAUAAAAGCUAUUUCUUUUGUUGGAAGUGAUCAAGCUGGUAAAUAUAUUUAUAAGCGAGGAACGGCUAACGGAAAGAGGGUUCAGGCCAACUUGGGUGCCAAAAAUCAUGGAAUUAUAAUGCCUGACGCCAAUAUGAACCAUACACUCAAUCAGCUUGCUGGUGCUGCUUUCGGUGCUGCAGGACAACGAUGCAUGGCAUUAUCAACAGUUAUAUUUGUGGGAGAGACAAAUAACUGGUUACCGGAACUUGUUAAACGUGCAAAAAAUCUAAAGGUUUCUGGGGGGAUGGAACCAGAAACCGAUGUGGGUCCGUUGAUUACUCGUGAAGCAAAAAAACGCGUUGAGCGGUUAAUUCAAAGCGGAGUGGAUCAAGGUGCAACGCUGGUUUUAGAUGGUCGUAAUCCGAGUGUUCCGGAAAAAUAUAAGGAUGGAAAUUUUGUUGGACCAACAAUAUUGGCUGAUGUCAAUCCAAGUAUGGAAUGUUAUAAGGAAGAAAUAUUUGGUCCUGUUUUGCUUUGUCUGAGGGCUGAUACUCUAGACGAAGCCAUAAAUAUAGUUAAUAAAAAUCCUUAUGGUAAUGGUACAGCCAUAUUUACAAAUAGCGGUAGUAAUGCACGGUAUUUUACUACUAAUGUUGAAGUUGGACAAAUUGGAAUAAAUGUACCGAUUCCGGUUCCUUUACCAAUGUUCUCAUUUACCGAUGGAAAGUCGGGACUGCAAUUUUAUACACAAACCAAAACAGUAACAUCUUUAUGGAGGCAUGAAGAUGUUGGGCAUAAGAGAUCAGCU
This is a messenger RNA of Acaulospora morrowiae, 1406 nucleotides long. NCBI's taxonomy places the organism in Eukaryota, Fungi, Glomeromycota, Glomeromycetes, Diversisporales, Acaulosporaceae. The record is from the annotation of a GenBank genome assembly.